GUUUUGUUGUAUUGACAAUGGCUGCCAAGUCUGCAAGCUACAUCAAGGGCGUUGGCAUGGUCGGCGCCUUCGCCAACUGGAUGAUCCCGGUCGCUGCCUUUGCAUCAAUCACCGACGACCCCAGCAGGAUCAACCCUGGCAUGACUUCAGCCCUCGCCGUAUACAGUUUGUUCUUUAUGCGGUGGUCGCUCGCCAUUUCCCCGCCCAACCCGGCACUGUUCGCGUGCCACGUCGCCAACGAAGCUGCCCAAUUGACGCAGCUGUUCCGUUACGGAAAGUAUGCAAUGUCGGACAAGACAGAGGCCACUCCAGCUGCCGUUGCUGCUGCUCCUAGCGAGCAAAAGAAGUGAUUGUGCAUCUGUAUCGCAAUAGAAAAAACAUUCGUUU
Molecule: messenger RNA, 387 nt
Organism: Capsaspora owczarzaki ATCC 30864
Lineage: Eukaryota; Filasterea; Ministeriida; Capsasporidae
Exons: 5
Coding region: 18-350 (110 amino acids)
Biological process (GO): pyruvate import into mitochondria
Cellular component (GO): mitochondrial inner membrane
Source: RefSeq, a predicted model, not a curated record